AUGGCUCCUCCUGAAAUUAUAGGUGAUCCAUACUACCAAAUAGUAACAGGUGAUAUUGAUAACACCAUCAGACUAGGGGAAGGUUCUGAUUCUUUCUUUGUUAUUCACCUGUUCGCAAAAUUUUCACGACAUCCACUAACUAGUAGCGAACCAAAUUUUACAAAUUGGAUGGUCGAUAACAGCAUGGAAGACUCUGUUUGUAGCGAUACUAUUGUAUUUCUUUCAAGACAAACAUUGAUGGCCAAUGAAAAUAAUCAUGCCAAAGUUAUCAUUGACGAGAUGCUCGGUGAGGCUUAUCUCCAUCCUUCUAUAUUUUUUCUUUCAGAUAAAAUUAUUGAUUACACUCGAAAGAUGUGGAACGAAGAGGAUUUUAAUUUCUGUGUAAAAGUGGAUGUUCAUGUUUUUGUUUAUGAUCUUCCUCCACAACACGAUUCUGGCAUUGAUGGUGAUGUUGAUAGUGAGGAUUAUAUGGAUAAUAUGACUAUUAAUUUCGUGGCGGCAAGCGAGCAAUCCAUUGAAAGAUUGGAGAAAGUUUUGAUUAAAGAUGAACAAAUUGUAUGUUCUAUUUGCUUUGAGAAUGUUCAUGUUGGUUUGGAAGCUACAAAGUUACCUUGCACACACACAUAUCAUGAGAAAUGUAUUGUUCAGUGGCUACAAACUAGUAAAUUUUGUCCAAUGUGUCGAUUUGAGAUAGUUUUUAAAAAUCAUUUUUAUAUUUGUUACACAAAUUUCAACAUGUAUUAA
This is a messenger RNA of Humulus lupulus (European hop), 744 nucleotides long. RefSeq lists its product as uncharacterized. Gene Ontology annotation, biological process: protein ubiquitination. Gene Ontology annotation, cellular component: cytoplasm. NCBI's taxonomy places the organism in Eukaryota, Viridiplantae, Streptophyta, Magnoliopsida, Rosales, Cannabaceae. Gene Ontology annotation, molecular function: ubiquitin protein ligase activity. The record is from RefSeq and is a predicted model, not a curated record. The transcript has a single exon. Bases 1 to 744 code for a protein of 247 amino acids.